AUGUGGCUAACUCAAAAACUGGAUCAUUUUUUUGAGGAAACAGGAGAGACUACCAAUCAGAGCGGAAUUGAGGAGCAAUGGAUGAUGCGUUACCUUGUCAACCGUGAAUUCUAUGAACCGGGAGGCCCCAUGUUCAUUGUGGUGGGCGGCGAAUGGGAAAUACAUCCUAAUCUCUUGAGUGAAGGUCAUUUCUAUGACAUGGCCAGACAACAUAAUGCCAUUAUGUUUUAUACGGAACAUCGUUUCUAUGGCAAGAGUUGGCCAAAGGAUUCAGCUGCUGUGGAGGCUUUGGAGUAUUUAAGUGUUCGGCAAUCUUUGGAGGAUUUAAGAUAUUUUAUAAAAUAUCAAAAAUCGUCUCUGAGAGAUUUGGCCAGUUCCAAGGUAGUAUUGCUUGGUGCCUCUUAUUCGGGCAGCAUGGCGGCCUGGUUUAUGAAACUCUAUCCGAAUGAGGCGAAUGUGGCUUGGGCUUCCAGUGCCCCUCUGUUGGCAAAAAUGGAUUUCCAUGAAUUCAUGACCUUGACAAUGGAUGUCAUUGAGCACAAAGGCGGCACCGAAUGUUCCGAAAAGUUAGAAAAAGGAUUCCAGGAUCUUCACCGUAUCCUUCUCAGCUCAUCAGCCUCCAAAGAGCUGCUUUACAAUCUUCAAAUGUGUUCCAAUUUCGAUACUAACAAUGAAUUGGAUAUUUCGGCUUUCUUUAAUGGCUUAGGAAAUUAUUUCGCUGCCAUGGCCCAGUUGUCAAGUAAAUUUGUGACCCAGUUUUGUCAACAAUUCACGGAAAAGGAUACAACACCCACGGAUGCAUUGGUGCAGCACAUAAGAGAUGUAUUUUUACCCCACUCUCAAGACGAAACGAAAAGUCAUGGCCAUAGCCAGAUAUGGUGUCUAGAUCUUUCCUAUGAAGGCAUGAAGUCGCUGUUUUCGUCCGAAGAUGAUGACAUUUUUAAUGGCAAUCGCUGUUGGUUUUAUCAAACCUGCAAUGAAUUUGGUUGGUUUGCAACAACAACAUCCAACGAUGUUGCAGCUCACAAUGUAUUUGGUGGCCAAGUUGCCUUAAAGUUUUUCCGCAAUUUAUGUCAGGAUGUAUUUCAACGAAGUAGAAUAACAACAGCAACACUACUAUCACCGAACAUGCCAAGUGCUGGUGGCCUUACACUUCAAGAACUCUAUUCCCGCGAAUGGAGAACCAACCACAUUUUUGGUGGUCUCACAAACAUUUCACAGAAUGUGAUUUUCACCCAUGGCCGUCUGGAUCCUUGGCGUGCGGUGGGCAUGCAACAUGGCCGCAAUGUCUUGCUCUUGGAAGGUUAUGGCCACGUUGAGGAUUUGGGUUCAAUAAACCUCGAGGAUUCCGUGGCGUUGAAUGUGGCCAAGCUAAAAGUUUCGGCAUUUAUAAAUAAAGCUCUAAGAGAAAGUUAA
This is a messenger RNA of Musca domestica (house fly), 1416 nucleotides long. RefSeq names its product putative serine protease K12H4.7. The transcript is spliced from 7 exons. The coding region runs from base 1 to 1416 and encodes 471 amino acids. NCBI's taxonomy places the organism in Eukaryota, Metazoa, Arthropoda, Insecta, Diptera, Muscidae. The record is from RefSeq and is a predicted model, not a curated record. Gene Ontology annotation, biological process: proteolysis. Gene Ontology annotation, molecular function: serine-type exopeptidase activity; dipeptidyl-peptidase activity.